Messenger RNA from Aureobasidium uvarum, 1125 nucleotides. The record is from the annotation of a GenBank genome assembly. NCBI's taxonomy places the organism in Eukaryota, Fungi, Ascomycota, Dothideomycetes, Dothideales, Saccotheciaceae.
AUGCAUUUCACUACUGUUGCCGUCGCUGCCCUUACAGGAUUCGCUCCUCUCAUCGAGGCUCACUACACCUUCACUCAGCUUCUGGUCAAUGGUGCCCCUGUUGGUAGAGACUGGCAGUACAUCCGCCAGCACACCAGGGGCUACAUGCCUACCAAGUACGGAGAAAUUCUUGAGAAUGACUUCCGUUGCAACACUGGCGCUGGAUCGGGUGCCAACACCGAGGUUUACACCGUCAAGCCCGGUGAUAAGAUCGGAAUGAAGCAAGGCUUUGGUGCGAACGGAAUUGAGCACCCUGGCCCCGCUCAAGUCUAUCUGAGCAAGGCUCCUAGCUCAGUCAAGAGCUACGAUGGCAGCGGCGACUGGUUCAAGGUCCAGCAAGACCUGCUCUGCAAGUCGGGUAAUGCUCAGGCCCUCAAGACCGAUGCAUGGUGCAUCUGGAAGAAGAACAACAUCGAGUUCACUGUUCCCAGCAACAUUUACCUCGUCCGCAGCGAACACAUCGCCAUCCACGGUGCCCACGACAAGCAAGCCGAAUUCUACUACUCCUGCGCUCAAAUCAAGAUUCAAGGAGGCAGCGGAAGCUCCGUCCCCACGGGUGUUAAGAUCCCUGGUGUCUAUAAAAUCGACGACAAGGCUAUCAACUUUAGCGUUUGGGGCUCUGCUACUACUUACCCUCAUUUGCCUGGCCCUGCUGUCGCUGCUGGCGGUUACACAACUGGCUCUAUCGAUGGCACAACUACUGGUACUACUACUGCUGGUGGUGCUGCUCAGGGUGGUUCUCCUGUUGUACAGGGCGAUUCCCCCGCUGUCCAGAGCGAUUCCUCCGCUGUUCAGAGCGACUCUUUUGCUGUUCAGGACGAUUCUUCUGCCGUCCAGAACGAUUCUCCAGCCGUUCAGGGUGAUUAUUCCGGAGCCCAGAGCGAUUCUCCUGCCGUGCAGGGCGGCUCUCCUGCCGUCCAGGGUGGCUCUCCUGCUGUCAGAGCUGGUGCUGCGGUCAACGCUGGAGCCAAUGCGGGAGCCGAUCCUGGAGCCUAUGGCGAGGUCAAAGGUCAGACAAACGGUCAAGCAAACGGUCAGGCCAAUGGUGGACAAUGGUGGAAGGGUCACUGGUCGGAUCACUGGUAA